CUGCCCCAGGGGUGCGGGAGCGAGGACCAAGUGCGGUUAGAGCGGGUGUGAGCUCAGCUGGUCGUAGAGGCCACCGGCGGCUGCAGGAGUUCGCCGAGGGACCUGGAGGCUCGUGAGCAGGGACCUGCAGUGUGGGUUAUGCUGGGGGCUCAGAUCACUGCAGACAAUUGAACAAUCAGGACAGCGCCAUGGGGGAUUCACAGGAGAAUGAAGAUAAGCUGGAAGAGUUUCUAGAGCAGAAGGAAUAUGAAGACCCUGGAUUCCCCACACUCCAGGUGGAGGAAGCAGAAGCUCAGCUCACCGAACCGACAGCCACAGACUACCACACCGCGUCGCACCGCCCCCCAGACGUCCUCGAGGUCGUCGUGGAGCUGCGGGAACUGGUGAUGGAUGAAAAGAACCAGGAGCUACAAUGGAUGGAGACAGCGCGCUGGGUGCGGCUAGAGGAGAACCUGGGGAAGGACGGGGUAUGGGGCCGCCCACACCUGUCUUACCUCACCUUCUGGAGCCUCUUGGAGCUGCAGAAAGCCUUUGCCAAGGGUACUGUCCUCCUGGACCUGCCAGAGAAAUCCCUGGCCGGGGUGGCCAGCCAGCUGCUGGACAGGUUUAUCUUCGAGGGGCAGAUCCAGCCUCAGGACCGAGAAAAUCUGUUCCGGGUCCUGCUGCUCAAACACAGCCACGCCAGAGACGUGGAGGCCCUGGGGAGUGUGAAGCCUGCAGUCCUGACACGUUCUGGGGACCCUUCACAGCCUCUGCUCCCACAGCAUCCCUCGCUGGAGACAGAGCUCUUCUGUGAACAGGGAGAGGGGAGCGCGGAAGGGCACUCGUCAUCUGGAAUGCUGGGAAGGAGUCCCCAGGACCGGGAGGCCACCCUGGUGCUGGUGGGCUGUGCCAGGUUCCUGGAGCGGCCAGUGCUGGGCUUUGUGCGACUAAAGGAGCCCAUGGAGACGGAGCAGAAGCCACAGGAGCCAGAGGGGCCGGCAGUCCCUGUGCGCUUCCUCAUCGUGUUGCUGGGACCUGAGGCCCCCAACAUCGACUACACCCAGCUGGGCCGGGCUGCUGCCGCCCUCAUGUCAGAGAGGGUGUUCCGCACUGAUGCAUACUUGGCCCAGAACAAGGAGAUGCUGGUGCAUUCCCUAGAGGGCUUCCUAGACUGCAGUCUGGUGCUGCCGCCCACGGACGCGCCCUCUGAGGAUGCCCUGCUCAGUCUGGUGCCCGUGCAGAAGGAGCUGCUGAAAAGACGCUACCUGCCCAGCUCAGCCAAGCCAGAGCCCAGCUUCCUCAAGGGCCUAGAUUUGAAUGGGGGUCUGGAGGACACCCAGGAUGACCCUCUGCAGCGGACAGGCAGGCUCUUCGGGGGACUGGUACGGGACAUCCGGCGCCGCUACCCCCGCUACUUGAGUGACAUCACAGACGCAUUGAACCCCCAGGUCCUGUCUGCCAUCAUCUUCAUCUACUUUGCCGCCCUGUCACCUGCCAUCACCUUCGGUGGCCUCCUGGGAGAAAAGACCCAUAACCUGAUGGGUGUGUCGGAACUGCUUAUCUCCACCGCGGCGCAGGGCAUCCUCUUCUCCCUGCUGGGGGCUCAGCCCCUGCUCGUGGUGGGCUUCUCAGGACCCCUGCUCGUGUUUGAGGAAGCCUUCUUCUCGUUCUGCAAGAGUAACGGCCUGGAGUACAUCGUGGGCCGCGUGUGGAUUGGCUUCUGGCUCGUCCUGCUGGUCGUGCUGGUGGUGGCCUUCGAGGGCAGCUUCCUGGUCCGCUUCAUCUCCCGCUACACCCAGGAGAUCUUCUCCUUCCUCAUCUCCCUCAUCUUCAUCUAUGAGACCUUCUCCAAGCUGGUCACGAUCUUCCAGGACCACCCACUGCUGGAGAACUAUGACCACAAUGUGACAAGAAUACCCAAACCUCAGGCGCCCCUGCCCAACACAGCCCUCCUCUCUCUUGUGCUCAUGGCUGGCACCUUCUUGUUUGCCAUGACGCUGCGCAAGUUCAAGAACAGCUCCUACUUCCCUGGCAAGCUGCGACGAGUCAUUGGGGACUUUGGGGUUCCCAUCUCUAUCCUGAUCAUGGUCAUGGUGGAUGCCUUCAUCCAGGACACCUACACCCAGAAACUCAGUGUACCUAAAGGGCUCACCGUGUCCAACACCUCGGCCCGAGGCUGGCUCAUCCACCCGCUGGGCUUAUAUAAGCCAUUUCCCAUCUGGAUGAUGUUUGCCUCCGCCCUGCCUGCCCUGCUGGUCUUCAUCCUCAUCUUCCUUGAGUCCCAGAUCACCACGUUGAUCAUCAGCAAACCGGAGCGCAAGGUGGCCAAGGGCUCUGGCUUCCACCUGGACCUGCUGCUGGUCAUGGGCAUGGGCGGGGUGGCCACCCUCUUUGGGAUGCCCUGGCUCAGUGCCACCACUGUGCGUUCUGUCACCCACGCCAACGCCCUUACGGUCAUGGGCAAGCCCAGCACCCCAGGGGCUGCAGCCCAGAUUCAGGAAGUCAAGGAACAGCGCAUCAGCGGGCUCCUGGUCUCUGUGCUCGUGGGCCUGUCCAUCCUCAUGGGGCCCAUCCUGUCCCACAUCCCCUUGGCUGUGCUCUUUGGCAUUUUCCUCUACAUGGGGGUCACAUCCCUCAGUGGCAUCCAGCUUUUUGACCGCAUCUUGCUUCUGUUCAAGCCGCGCAAGUACCACCCGGAUGUGCCCUACGCCAAGCGGGUGAGAACCUGGCGAAUGCACUUGUUCACGGGCACUCAGAUCAUCUGCCUGGUAGUGCUGUGGGUGGUGAGAAGCAUCAAAGCCAUCUCGCUGGCCCUGCCAUUCAUCCUCAUCCUCACGGUGCCCCUACGCCACUUCCUGCUGCCACUCAUCUUCCAGAACCUGGAGCUCCAGUGUCCGCUCACCCUAUGUCCUUCCUGCCCCCCCCCCGCCAGCUGGAUGCUGACAAUGUCAAGCCGAACUUCGAUGAGGAGAACGGUCAGGAUGAAUAUGAUGAGGUGGCCAUGCCUGUGUGAGGGGAGGGCCCAGGCCCCAGAGCCCUCUCCAUCGUUCCACUUCCCCACUCUCCCAGGAAAAGCAGAAGUUCAUGGGCACCCUAUGGACUCCCAGGUCCCUCCUGGGGCAGCAGUCGAGGCCCUGGGGCCACGGGUGGGGGAAGGAAAGGGUGUCUAGGAAACCUUGUAUGAAGGGUAGACUGGCUUUUCUGGAUAGAAAAGGCCAGUGGGGCCCACAGUAGGGGGAUUCGCUGUGCAGUCCCUCCUGUGGCCACACUGCCACCUGGGAGUCCCACCCUGGAAGACUUAGAUUCAAGCCCUACCUCCUCAUGACACAGACACGGGAAGUAAAGAGGAUGGGAGUUGGGUGGGGGGGAUUCAAAUUCCUGCUUUCUGUGUGACCUUGGGCAAGUCCCUGGAUCUCUCCAGCCUCUGCUUCCUCAUCUGUAAAAUGGGUAUAUUGAUAAUCACACCCACAUUACAGGAUGGUUUCUGAGGACCAAAGAUAAAUGUGAAAAAAGGGCUUCGUAAAAUCUGAAAGGACUAUUACCCAGUAGUCAUCCUUCUUCAAGCCUGCCCAGAGUCACAGAGCUCCUGAGCCACACAGCCGGGAUUUGACCUCUGAGGCCAGAGUCUACUUCAGUCACCCACCUUUCCAUGAUGCCCCUGCUGGCCCCUCUCUUCCCCCUCUCUGCUCCCACUGGGGACCCUCUUCUCUGGGGCGGAGGAAGGUGUCCUGGUGAGGGUAAGGUGCAGGUAAGGACAAAAUCAGGGCUGGGACUCAGGACUCCUAAGUGCUGCUCCCUCCCCCACGCUCUCAUUCAUUCACUCAUCCAUUCCUUCCACAAACAUUUAUCUAAGGCCCUGGGCCCCGUGGACACAGAGGUGACCGAGACAAGCCGUUGCCUUGGGGUUGGGAGUGGGGGGCAGUGUACAGUCCGUUCUUCAUUUGG
Aethalodelphis obliquidens (Pacific white-sided dolphin) is the source of this 3927-nucleotide messenger RNA. RefSeq names its product solute carrier family 4 member 1 (Diego blood group) (gene SLC4A1). Bases 189 to 3152 code for a protein of 987 amino acids. Gene Ontology annotation, biological process: monoatomic anion transport; bicarbonate transport; regulation of intracellular pH. The record is from RefSeq and is a predicted model, not a curated record. The transcript has 20 exons. Gene Ontology annotation, molecular function: bicarbonate transmembrane transporter activity; solute:inorganic anion antiporter activity; monoatomic anion transmembrane transporter activity. Gene Ontology annotation, cellular component: plasma membrane; basolateral plasma membrane. Lineage: Eukaryota; Metazoa; Chordata; Mammalia; Artiodactyla; Delphinidae.